ACUCGUCUGAGAGCUGUCGAGAGUAUUUCUUGCCAAAAUUGACUCUCAGCACAGUUUCAGCUUUCGGAAAACGCUCUCGAUAGCUUCUAGCAUGAGCUUUACUCUCAAGCAGACACGUACCCUUAUGAAUAUGUAUAAUUUUGACCAUUAACCUCUUUUUAAAUUAAAUAUUAUUUUAAUGCGCGUGCGUGAAAAAUUGUACGUCCAAAAUCCAACAUAUGUAUUUCUAUUAAUUCAAGAGUUACAGGUGUAACACUAAACGAAGAACGUUUGUAGGAAUAAAGUGUGUAUUAUAUCUUUAGUUAGGAAAUGCUAAGAAGUUCUAUUAUAUAUUUCAUUUUAUUAAGCUGAGAGGGUGUAGAAAUGUCGCGUUCAAAAUCUGAAAGGAUAGGAAACGGUGGCAAGUGUGAAUUAAGUGUUUGGACACGUGCAAUAACAGCGAAUUCCGAAUGGCCAGAUAAAGAAGAAUUUCUUGAUGUUAUAUAUUGGGCUAGACAAGUAAUUGGAAUUAUAGUUGGGAUAGCAUGGGGCCUUAUACCUUUGAAAGGUUUCAUAGCUUUAUUACUAUUUGUACUAGUCAAUGCUGGUAUUACAUACCUGUAUUUUAGUAAUUUUCAACAAAUUGACGAGGAGGAAUUUGGUGGUGUAUGGGAACUAACUAAAGAAGGUUUUAUGACAUCGUUUGCUGGCUUUUUGGUUACAUGGAUCAUUAUAUAUUCAGGAUUACAUUUUGAUUAAUAAUUGAUCAUGUCAGUGGUCACUUGACUGAAAAGAACAUGUACAAUAUUUAAAAAGAAUCAAGUGCUUCACAUGUUCAUGCAAUUUAUUUGAAACAUUUUAGGAAAUAUUUUCACAUUUCAUAUAAGUUAUUUGGACAUUCAUCUUUCAGAGCACUUAAUAAAUGUACAAUAGAACUUUUUA
Molecule: messenger RNA, 921 nt
Organism: Osmia bicornis bicornis
Lineage: Eukaryota; Metazoa; Arthropoda; Insecta; Hymenoptera; Megachilidae
Product: respirasome Complex Assembly Factor 1
Exons: 4
Coding region: 364-738 (124 amino acids)
Biological process (GO): mitochondrial respirasome assembly
Source: RefSeq, a predicted model, not a curated record